Messenger RNA from Penicillium expansum, 750 nucleotides. It is a transcript of the gene mog1, whose product is annotated as Ran GTPase-binding protein MOG1. Gene Ontology annotation, cellular component: nucleus. Lineage: Eukaryota; Fungi; Ascomycota; Eurotiomycetes; Eurotiales; Aspergillaceae. Gene Ontology annotation, molecular function: small GTPase binding; guanyl-nucleotide exchange factor activity. The record is from RefSeq and is a predicted model, not a curated record. The coding region runs from base 1 to 750 and encodes 249 amino acids. Gene Ontology annotation, biological process: protein import into nucleus. The transcript is spliced from 2 exons.
AUGUCUCAAUUCACAGAGCAAGACUUCUUCGGCGGAGCUAUUCGAGGCGUUGUGCCGCAAGGCUGGAUCGAUUCAAGCACCCUCCGCGAGGUCCCCGACCACCAAGAGCUAUGGCUCUCACCAACCACGCUUUCCAACCUAAUCAUCGAAAUCAACCAGCGCGUCCCCCAAGCCGAAGCUCUAAACACUUUCGCCGCGCUCAACCACCAACAACCCACCGCCGCCCCAGGCAGCGGUAGCGCAGCGUCCGCAACGGCAGAAACAGUCGACCAAGCUGCUGCCCUGUACCACCUGCACGAUCUCUGCGACGAAGGUGACACCAUGCAGGUGAUCAAGUCGCCCACGCGGGUCGAAGUCAAACUUGCUUCGUCCUCGCCGGCCCCCGCUUCCGCUAUCAAGGCGUAUCGCGGCGUUGUCUCAUUCACGACGCCAGUGCGCGGCGGCGGUGGACGUGUCCCCGCGUCUGCUGAUGGGUCGGCUGCUGGUGUUGCGGAUGCCGGAGUGCUCGGUGCGCAGACAAAUGGGGAUUUUAAUGGGUUGCCGCAAAUUUCCAGGUUGACGUGUCAUUUCUUGCUUGUUAGGCUGGAGGCGCAAGAGACGGAUUUGUUGGUCUUCUUUAAUGUGCCUCAUGAGGAGUUUGAUAAGAGUGGCGAUCCUAGGGGCUUGUCCCUUGAAGAGGUUGUUGCGGAGGAGACUAUCGGGGCUUCGAUUGGGAGAUUGGAGAUUUGUGAUUGGGGUCUCUUUGUUUAG